AUGGAGCCCCAACGCCGCUACAACGUUGAGCGCUCCUGUCUACGCUGCCACGAGCGCAAACUAAAAUGCGACAAAUCAACCCCUUGCAGCAGAUGCGUGCGACAAAACACAGCAUGCCAAUACCCCGGCCCGAGCCGGGUGAAGCGCCAACCCCCGAAGAAGAGUAUGACAGAUGUUGCAGCGCGGCUGGAACAGCUGGAGCGGUCUAUCGCCGCGAUGGUCAAUGAGCGACCGUGUGCACCGACGGAUAGCAGUUUGGAUAUUAAAUCCGACUUGACGGGUGGUACUGGUAACAGUGCAAGUUCAACCACAAGUACAAGUACAUUGCCAUCUAUUGUCAAAUCAGAUGUCCAAGCCAAAUCUAAACCACCAGAUCAAGGCUUUCUCUCAAAAGACGGCCGCUACAUUAAUGAACCUCUCCUCUCAAGAGUCCUCGACAAAGAGAAAGAACUCCAGUCUGCAAUCGGCUCGCCGAGCGAGCAUAGCAGUCCGCGCCGCCCACCAGUCUUGCGCGCAGAGGGUCUAAUAGCGAAUCCGCUGUUGACGCAGGUUGACCUGAAAGAGUUAUAUCCGAGUCGAUGGCAGGCGACAUUGCUUUGGCAGGCAUUCCUAAGCCGAGUUGAUCCGCUGGUUAAAGUACUGCACAUCCCAUCGACGCAGUCGCACAUUUUUGCUGCAAUUAAUCGGCCUGAGAGCGUGCGCUCUGAUGUUCGCGCACUUUUGUUUGCUAUCUAUUUUGCCGCUACUACGGCCUUUAUCUCCGAUGAUACUCAAAAUGAGAGCUUGCAUUUGGAUCUGAGGAAAUACCAGCAGGGGAUGGAGAUUUCGUUGUACCAGGCUGAGUUCCUGGAUGCGCCUACUAUUACAUCGUUGCAGGCAAUGGUCAUUUAUCAGACUUGCUUCCGCUAUAGUAAUAGCGGCCGAUCUGGCUGGACAUUACAGGGUAUGACCAUUCGAGCUGCGCAGUCAAUUGGUCUACAACGCGACGGCAAACAUUUCAAACUUCCUCAGUUGGAAUGUGAACUACGACGGCGACUUUGGUGGCAGAUCCAGUCUGCAGAUGAGCGCGUCGCAGAAGACCAUGGUCUGAGCGUCCCCGAAAAUGACCACGGUGAUACGGAAAUGCCCUUGAACAUCGAUGAUGGAAUCUUGACUGGGCUCAAUGACACCCCGGUCGAAUCCCAAGCCCAAUGGACGGCUAUGACCUAUGCACUCGUGAUAAUGGAAAUUAACAAAGGUCGACGAAUGCUGCUGCGCACCCUGGACGGAUCGACAGAUCCCACCCCAGCAAUCGAGGAAUUCAGGAAAGAGAUCCAUGAAAAAUAUCUCAGACAUGCCGAUUCCGAUAUCCCAAUCCAGCGUUUCGGUCUUCUACUAGGCCAACUCCUGCUCGCAAAAGCAGAGGUCUGCAUUCGACAGAGAAUCAUUCACUCUCAGGGUCCCACAUCGACAUCACUAGACCGUGGCAUCUCUCAAGGAUCCCUCGAUUUAGCCUGCCACGCCAUCGAAUUAGGACUCGAAAUCCACACCGACGAACUUCUCCGUGGAUUCAGAUGGUUAACAACAACAUUCACCGGAUAUCAUCCAUUAACCUACGUCCUCUGGACACUCUGCGUCUGUCCAACCGGCCCACACGUUGACAGAUCAUGGCGGGUCGUGAACAUGCUUUUCGAGAUAACGGAAGAUCCACAACUUCCCGAUCCUGGAGCUAAGUGGCCUAUGAUUGUGCAAUUGAGGGAGAAGGCUUUGCGCGUGAGACAGGCUCAUGAGGCUUUGCAGUCUAGCCAGCGUGUUGCCGAAGACACGGCUGUGUAUGAGAAUGGUGUUAACGGUACGAUGUGCUUGGAUGGUGGGUUUGAUAUGAAUGAUUGGGAUCCUAGCUUCAUUGAGAAUUCGGAUUGGAAUUAUUUGGCGCAUAAUCUUGCUUUGCUUAAUGGGGAGGCUUGA
Messenger RNA from Penicillium antarcticum, 1947 nucleotides. RefSeq lists its product as uncharacterized. The transcript is spliced from 2 exons. Gene Ontology annotation, biological process: DNA-templated transcription; regulation of DNA-templated transcription. The record is from RefSeq and is a predicted model, not a curated record. Lineage: Eukaryota; Fungi; Ascomycota; Eurotiomycetes; Eurotiales; Aspergillaceae. The coding region runs from base 1 to 1947 and encodes 648 amino acids. Gene Ontology annotation, molecular function: DNA-binding transcription factor activity, RNA polymerase II-specific; zinc ion binding; DNA binding.